AUGGCUUACGCUUAUCCUUCGGGGGAAAGUGGUUCAUCAACUUCACUCAACGGUACUCUUGUGAACUCUUCACAAGGCCAUGUGUACCGGAGUUAUGUAGCUGGCUUUGAUGUUUUGAGAGAGUUCAAGCACAAAAUAGCAGAAGAUGAACAUUACAUAUCGUUUUUUCAAGAUCGUAUAAGAGUAGAAGAACAAUACAUAGAAAAUUUAACUAGGUUAUAUGAUAGAAGUGUUGCUAUUGACAGUUUACAUGAUGAUGCAGGACCAAGGAAACAAUCAAAGUCGACUACACGUAAAGCAUGGCAAGAAGUACGAGAUUACACACAAAGGGAAUUGCAAUCUAGAGAAGCUAUGGUUUCAGCUUUGAGAGAAGACGUAAUGAAAGAGCUUGUAAAGCUUAAAGAAGAACAAAAUAGGAUAAGAGGUGCUCUUAAGGAUAAUAUGAAACUUGCCAAUGAGAUGUACGAAGAUCAUGCUAGAUCCCAACUACCUAAAUUGAAGAAAACCUAUUAUCAGAAAUGUCAAGGUUUGGAGGAUCACAAACGGCAAGAAAAUGCUAUAGCUGCACAAGCUAGACUUUUAUCAACACCUUCACCACCUUCUCCAGCUACAACACCACUUCAUGAACAUCCAUUUGCCAUCCCAUCGGGACCAUCAUAUACCUCCCCACCGACAUUCACAGGACCCUUGCCGCCCAUAAGCAAUCCUGCAAUUUCCCAACCCGAACCCGUACAUCAGUCAUUUUCACCCAGUAAAGAAGAAAAGAAAGCUGCUAAUCGACUGAGAGCCGGUUCAGCUUCAACCGGAGAUAAAAGUAAAGAUGUUCUGAAUGAUCUUGCCCAACAAAGUAAAAAAGGGUUUUCAGCUUUUAUGCAAAAAUUAGGCGGAGAUAAAGAUAAAGAAAAAGAUAGUCACAAUCAUGGACAUGGGCAUGGACAUAGCCAGAACCAUAAAGAUGAUUAUAUAAUCGGAGGAAUGGGAGGCGGAGGAGGAGAUAGUGGUGAAUUGAGUGGAACCGGCAACUUACAAAGAAUAGGAACAACCAAUUCAGUUGCAAAUCAACAACAAAAAGCAUUAGGUGCAAUGAAAGGUGUUAGACUCAAGAGAGAAGCUGAUGAAGCUGAUAAAUCGUACCGAAUGGGUGUGUUCCAUUUGGAGUCUUUAAGACUAAGGAGAGAAAAGCUACAUUCCUCAGCUAUGAACAAUCUGGAGACUUUCAAUGAUGAAUUAAGUAAGAAGUUAAGAUUGGCUUUGGAGAGUUAUAUGGAUACUAUGCAUGGUACUGCUGCUACCAAUGCUCAAGCCACUGAAGUUGCCAAGGAAGCUAUUGAAGGUAUCAAUCUCGAGCAGGAUAUGAUGCUGUUCAGAACCAGACUUCGAUCCAUCGUACCUAACUCUAUCCAACCUGUACCAUACGAGAACUUCUACGUUGGACCUUGUCGAUCAUUGAUCUUCGGAGUUUCCUUGACAGAUUAUGAUUUCACAAGAGGUGAAUCGUCGGACCACGGAAGACCUCCUACGAUAUUAGAGAAGGCGAUCGCAGCUAUUGAUGAGCGUGGCUUGACGUCUGAAGGUAUCUACAGAGUUAGUGGAAGACAUUCAGGUGUACAGAAAAUGGUUCAAGGGAUCGAAUUAGAUGAAGAGAAGUUCGUGUUCGAGGAUAAAGAUGAUGUAUUUAGUAUCGGGAAUGUCCUCAAACAAUACUUGAGAGAACUUCCAGAACCCGUCUUCCCUCUUCCCCAUCCUGAAAGAGUGAAAUUUACCGAAAGUCGCGAAGCGCACAUCGAAAGCAACUUUUCUUCUCUCAGAUCUAGACUGAGAAGACUUCCGCCUAUCCAUCAAACUGCCUUCCAAGCCAUGAUUGAACAUCUAGGACGGGUUAAUCAGAAUUCUGCCACCAACAAAAUGGACGCUAAGAAUUUGGCUGUUGUCUUCAAUUCGGUGCUAUUUGGUCAAGAGCAGAUGCCGACUGAUACCAACUCAUUGCUGCAGCAUCAUCAGGGCAGAGAUACUGUAUUGGAAGAUCUCAUCACUUUCUCCGAUCUGCUGUUCCGAGUAGAUUCACCCGUUGUUGCACCGACAGCAGUACCACCAGGACCAGCCCUCACGCGUUCUGGUGUACUUUCCUAUCAUCCCAUCGAUGACGGCGCUCAACCAGGUAGUUCGAGGACGAAAAUCAAAAUAUCCCAAGCAGCACAACCAAAUGAGAACAAGUCUUCCCCUAUCGUCUCGGACUUAAGCUUGGAAGGAUCGCCUACCACAAAUGAUCCUGGUACAGUCAAACCUGCUGCUAUCACUCAAUUUGGUGAUUCGUCUUCUUUAGGCAUAUUCACUCCUGAUGAUAAGCUGAAUCUUCUGUUCGAUCCUACGAUCAUCCCAAUAAAGAUGCGAGAAAACGUGCCGGCAGCUAUACAUAUCCGACCUUUGUCUUCCUCUGAUCUUCUUCGAUCCCAUUUCGAACUUUUGAACACAUUGAGAGAAUCACCGCCUCUUGCCCCAUCAGUCUAUUCAGCGAUCUUCCAACAUAUCAAAUCAUGUCCAGGAACAUACUACGUGCUUGUGAUGGUCAAUAAAGAUACAGACGAAUUGGUUGCUUCUGGAACACUAAUGGUCGAGAGGAAACAUAUCAAUAAUGGUGGUGCAUCUGGACAUCUGGAGGAUAUAGUCGUGUCGAACACUAUGCAAGGUAAAGGGUUAGGCCAAAUCUUGGUGACUGGGUUGAGAGAUAUGGCUGUCGCUCUGGGUUGUUAUAAGGUCAUCUUAGAUUGUAAGGAGAUCAAAAUACCUUUCUACGAAAAAUGUGGAUUUCAUAAACGAAGUGCUGGUAUGGCAUAUUACGUAUCUGAUCAAGCUCAACUUCAACCUGGAUUGAAUAUGGCACAGCCAUCAACGCUGACUUUGGAUACUGCUAAUUCUCCAACGAGCCAUACAACGAGUUCAUCUCCUUUAAAUACCAGUAUUUCACAACAACCAUUAUCACUUGCUACGGAUAUCGAACCUCCUGGAUCUCCAUCAAUGACUUCAGCCUCUUCAGGAACAGGUGUAACUUAUUCUUUCCCUGUGAAUGAUACGAUGUUACCUGCUUGGGCAGCGGAAGGUUUAGGCUCAAGUCCAUUAGGUCUACCUUCAAGCUCACACGAUAGUUCACCUGUUAACGUGAACGUAAACAGAAAAGAAAAUGAUCAUACCCCCCUACCUCCUGGAGCUGCACCGGCAAUUACGAAUGCGGAACCUGAGAGAUUGCCUUAG
This is a messenger RNA of Kwoniella shivajii, 3249 nucleotides long. RefSeq lists its product as uncharacterized. Gene Ontology annotation, molecular function: monosaccharide binding; glucosamine 6-phosphate N-acetyltransferase activity. Bases 1 to 3249 code for a protein of 1082 amino acids. Gene Ontology annotation, biological process: signal transduction; UDP-N-acetylglucosamine biosynthetic process. Gene Ontology annotation, cellular component: endoplasmic reticulum-Golgi intermediate compartment; Golgi apparatus; endoplasmic reticulum. Lineage: Eukaryota; Fungi; Basidiomycota; Tremellomycetes; Tremellales; Cryptococcaceae. The transcript is spliced from 12 exons. The record is from RefSeq and is a predicted model, not a curated record.